AUGUACUACCACCGUACCAUCUCGGUGCUGUUGAUGAUAUUUCGGCCUACGUUCUCUCACAUGGGUAUGAUGAUGGGGCCAAUGAUGGGAGGUAUGAUGCCGAUGAUGCACGGUGGGAUGUCAAUGAUGGGAGGUAUGAUGCCAAUGAUGCACGGAAUGAUGUCACACAUGCAUCCGAUGAUGAAUAUGAUGUCCAUGCAUGGCGGUAGCUCAAGUGGAGGAGGCCAUAAUCAUGGAGGAAGUAUGAGCGCUGCAAGCUCAAGUGGAGGAGGUCAUGAUCAUGGAGGAACUAUGAGCGCUGUGAGUUCCAGCGGAGGAGCUGGAGACCAUAACCAUGGAGGAGCUAGUAGCCCUACCAUUUCCAAUGGAGGUGGUCAUGAUCAUGGAGCAAGUAUGAGUCCAGCAACUUUCAGUGGAGGAGGCCAUGAUCAUGGAGGAAGUAUGAGCGCUGUGAGUUCCAGCGGAGGAGCUGGAGGUCAUAACCAUGGAGGAGCUAGUAGCCCUACCAUUUCCAGUGGAGGAGGUCAUGAUCAUGGAGCAAGUAUGAGCACUACAAGCUCAACUGGAGGAGGGCAUAGUCAUGGAGGUGGUGAAGGCCACCACAGUCACCAUGGUUGA
Molecule: messenger RNA, 618 nt
Organism: Haemonchus placei
Lineage: Eukaryota; Metazoa; Nematoda; Chromadorea; Rhabditida; Trichostrongylidae
Source: the annotation of a GenBank genome assembly